AAUAAUAAUAAUAAUAAAAUUAUUUUCAAAAAAUAAUUAAUAUUUUUUUUCAUUUUCAUCUUUAUCAUAAAAUUCAACAUCAUACAACAACAAUUCCAAUUCUCUGGCACAGCUUCUGAAAUCUGAGACAUUGCAGAUAUACAGCAGGAUCAUGACUGAAACUAACAGUUCUAACUCCGAAAAGAAACUCGUCCGAAUCGACAUUAGUUCUGAUACUGUAUGUCCGUUUUGCUUUGUUGGCAAAAAGAAUCUUGACAAAGCCAUAGCUUCCUCUAAGGAUAAAUACAACUUUGAGAUUAAAUGGCAUCCGUAUCAACUCAACCCCGAUGCCCCUAAAGAAGGCGUUGAUAAGAGGGAGUUUUAUAGAAGCAAGUUUGGAUCGCGAUCGGUUCAGAUGGAAGCUCGAAUGUUGGAGGUCUUCAAAGGAGUCGGUCUUGUUUAUAGUUUGGAUGGACUCACGGGAAACACUAUCGACAGCCAUAGGCUUAUAUAUUUUUCUGGAGAGCAGGGUCUUGAUAAGCAACAUGAUCUAGUUGAAGAACUGUGCCUUGGUUAUUUCACUCAGGGAAAAUACAUUGGUGACCGGAAUUUUCUUCUUGAAGCUGCUGCCAAGGUUGGUAUAGAAGGAGCAGAAGAGUUUCUUAAGGACCCUAACAAUGGGCUGAAGGAGGUGGAGGAUGAGAUUAAAACAUACUCAAGAAACAUUUCAGGGGUUCCACAUUAUGUGAUUAAUGGAACUCAGAAGAUAAGCGGCGCACAGCCCCCGGAGGCAUUCUUGAGAGCUUUCCAACUUGCUACAAGUUGACUUUCAGCUCCUCAAAGAUUCCGGAGGCAUUCUUGAGAGCUUUCCAACUUGCUACAAGUUGACUUUCAGCUCCUCAAAGAUUUUCAUUCAUGUCUUCUGUUGAAAUGAUACUUUGGAAAUAAGAACUAGUGACAUGUUGUAUUGUAUCAUUAUAUUAAGAUGUAACACAGUUUUAAAGUCUUACACAGUUGCUUAUACCCAAUAACAAAUUGAAUGACGCUGCUAUUUAAUUUACAAUGUAGAAAAAUUUGAACAAA
Messenger RNA from Vicia villosa (hairy vetch), 1062 nucleotides. RefSeq lists its product as uncharacterized. The record is from RefSeq and is a predicted model, not a curated record. Bases 152 to 805 code for a protein of 217 amino acids. Lineage: Eukaryota; Viridiplantae; Streptophyta; Magnoliopsida; Fabales; Fabaceae. The transcript has 8 exons. Gene Ontology annotation, molecular function: oxidoreductase activity.